GAUUUUUUUAAGUUAGGUUGCCUCUGAUAAUAGUUGUUAUACUUUAAGUGGUUCUUUAACGUGGAAAAUAAAAUGUCGGAUGACGUGUUAUUAGUGGGAGCUAUUGACUUUGGAACUACAUAUUCGGGAUGGGCAUAUUCCUACUCCAAAGACUUUGAAAUCGAUCCUGCCAACCCAUAUGUUCAAAAUUGGAAAUGCGGGAAAACUUCAUUUCAAAAGACCGCAACAUGCGUGCUAGUGAAUCCGGACGGUAAAACCGUUGAAGCAUUCGGUUUCGAAGCGGAGGAUAGAUAUAUAGACCUUGUUGCUGAGGGAGAGCAUGAAGAUUAUUACUUUUUCAAGCGUUUCAAAAUGGCGCUGAAUAAGAAGUUAGGCGAGAAACUGGACCGUGAACUGGCACUAGAAGAUGUGAGACAGCGUCAAUUACCGGCACUAGACAUAUUUGCAAUGUCUAUCAAAUACUUACUGGAUGACAUGCUUAAAGUUCUGAAUAGAAAAGAACGUGGCAUCACUUUGAAUAACAUUCUGGUGGUUCUCACAGUACCAGCUCUGUGGACAGACCCUGCGAAACAUUUCAUGAGGGAAGCUGCAAUAAAGGCAGGUUGCGACUCGAAGAAGUUGAUAAUUGCUCUAGAACCGGAAGUAGCCUCAAUUUAUUGCCAGUUUCUUGAUGAAGAUGAAACUGUUGAUGAACAAUUCCUGCAGUUUCCUGUUGGAAUGAGAUAUCUUGUUGUAGAUGCUGGGGGCGGUACUGUUGAUAUAGCAAUUCAUGGAGUAGAAGAAGAUUUUCAUGUGAAGGAAGUGGCGUCUGCUGUCGGAGGCGACUGGGGCAGUACAAUGAUUGACGAUGCAUUUGAACAUUUUCUAAAAGAGCUUUUAGGGGAGGAUAUAUAUAACGAGUUAAAGGGCGAGCACUCUGGGGACUUUCUAACUAUCAUGCGUGAUUUUGAGAAUGAAAAGUUAAUAAACAAUGCUGGCCAUCAGACGAAAAAAGAUUAUCAGAUUGACAUACAGCUACCAAUGUCUGUUGCUAACAUGUUGACUGAAAAAUUGCAGACGACAUUAUUUAAACGUGCAAAAGAAUCAGCAUUUGCGAAAAAUUUAACUGUGUUUAAAAAUAGAUUGGUGAUGACGUCAGAAUUAUUUGAAUCAUUUUAUGAAGAACCUGUGAAGCAGACUAUUUCAUUAAUUGAUCAAACAUUUUCAAAUGGCAAGGUUGGCAAACUGAAAGCAAUUUUAAUGGUUGGCGGGUUUUCUCAGUCAAAAUUUCUUCAAAACGCUGUGAAAGCGGCGUUUCCUAAACAACACGUGGUUGUUCCGAUAGAGUCGUCUGUUUCAAUUGUCAAAGGUGCAGUGGUAUACGGGCACCAUCCAAUGUCUAUUUCUGAACGUAUUCUAAAAUAUACAUACGGUGUUGAAGUGAUGAAGAAGUUUAAACCUGGAGUGCAUCCGGUGAAACGAAUGGUUGAAACGGAAACAGGGAAAUACUGUAAAAACGUUUUUUCUAAACAUGUUGAAAAGGACCAACUCGUGAAAGUUGGUGAGGCUCAAAUUGAUCAAAGGUAUACCCCAUCUGACAGCCAAAAGACGUCUGCACAUUUGAAAUUAUUUGCGUCGUCUGUGAAGAAUCCAAAAUACACAGACGAACUGAGCACGUGCAUAGGUAAAGUGACUAUUGACCUUGACGACCAUGACGGAGACCUGACAAGGGGAUUAUGGGUAUCGUUUAUAUUCAGUGGACCGGAAAUUGUUGUAGAGGUGUUUGAUGAGAAAACAGAAAAAGUGAGGCAAGCUAAGACUGACUUUCUUGGUCCAUCAUUGAUAUGAAAUUUAUUUCUUGUCUGUACUCAAAUAACAUGUAAUACAUGUAAUACUUUACAGGUACAUUAAGAAAGCGUAAUAUCAGGUUGAUAACUGAAUGUGCCUUCUUAAAGACGUCCUAUAAAGGACCAUUUUUUAAUAAACUGUACAGUUUUAAUGAAA
This is a messenger RNA of Ruditapes philippinarum (Manila clam), 1983 nucleotides long. RefSeq names its product heat shock 70 kDa protein 12B-like. NCBI's taxonomy places the organism in Eukaryota, Metazoa, Mollusca, Bivalvia, Venerida, Veneridae. Bases 73 to 1827 code for a protein of 584 amino acids. The transcript is spliced from 4 exons. The record is from RefSeq and is a predicted model, not a curated record.